GGAUCAGCUGGGAAGGAGGCGUGUGCGCCGCUGCCGUGGAAAAGCCGCCCCCGCCGUCGGAGAUCGAAAGGCACAUAGAGGGAGAGAGAGAGAGAGAGAGAGAGAGAGAGAGGCGCAAAGGUGAAAACGUCGGGACGCUUCCCCGCGUCGGGCAAGGCAGAAAAAAAAAAGGCUCAGGCGGCGACCCUGCCGCGUGGGGGGCUGGUGGUGGGGGCGGCCAUUUGAAUGAUUUCAGCAGCUUGGGCUGAGCCGAGCCGGUGCCGGAUGAGCGUUUGCCCGAGUUUCUACUGCGGGGCAGCCUGGUUUUAAAAAAGCUGUUGCCAUGAUCGCCCUCCUCUUGUGGGAUCAUCUCCGGGCGGGCAGCUCCGAACUGGACUGGUGCGAGGAUAACUACACCAUCGUGCCCACCAUCGCCGAGUUUUACAACACGAUAAGCAACGUCUUGUUUUUUGUCCUGCCCCCUAUAUGUAUGUGCUUAUUCCGACAAUAUGCAACCUGCUUCAACAGUGGAAUAUAUUUAAUAUGGACCUUGCUAGUAGUUGUAGGAAUUGGCUCUGUCUACUUCCAUGCUACGCUUAGCUUCCUGGGUCAGAUGCUCGAUGAACUUGCUAUACUUUGGGUUCUGAUGUGUGCUCUGGCUAUGUGGUUCCCCAGAAGGUAUCUACCUAAAAUGUUUAGGAAUGACAGAGGCCGGUUCAAAGCUGCAGUGGGCAUUCUUUCUGGAGUUACUACAUGCCUCGCCUUCGUUAAGCCUGCCAUUAAUAACAUCUCCUUGAUGACAUUAGGACUUCCCUGCAGCGCCCUGCUUAUUGCAGAACUUAAAAGGUGUGACAAUGUCCGAGUGUAUAAAUUGGGACUCUUUUCUGGCUUGUGGUGGAUGUUGGCACUAUUUUGUUGGAUUAGUGACAAAGCAUUUUGCGAGAUUUGGUCAUCUGUUAAUUUUCCUUAUUUACACUGCGUAUGGCACAUCCUCAUCUGUAUUGCAGCUUACCUGGGCUGUGUCUGCUUUGCCUAUUUUGAUGCUGUCUCCGAGAUCCCCGAACAAGGCCCCGUCAUCAAGUUCUGGCCCAGUGAGAAGUGGGCAUUCAUUGGGGUGCCCUACGUCACUCUCCUCUGUGCUCACAAGAAGUCUCCCCUCAAGAUUACUUGAAAGGCAAUGGAAGCGUCCCAUCCUCUUUACCUGCUGUUUCUCCAAAAGGCCUGAAUCUCUAGUGGGAAGAUUGCCCCAUGGGGUCCUUGCGGAAGCAAAUGACACCCAAUGCCGUGGUCAGAGCAGAAUCUCAAAAAAAAGUUUGUUCUGAGUGGCCUAAGAAAUGAAUCCGUACAAAUGAAUCCGGAAAGCAGAAAGCCUGUAUUUCCACAAAUGUAUCUCCUGCCCCCACCCUCAAAAAAAGUAAAGCUGUUUCCCUUCUGCUUUGACUGCCUGUCACACUCUCGGUGGUCAGGGAACUGGGUGACAUCUUACCCUCCACAUUAAGGAAGGACGAAUGGAAAAACGGGUGUCUGUCUCUCUGCGAGUGUGUUGAUGGCUGUAUUCUGUUUGAGAAAUAAUCACCAGAUUUGUGUAUUAAGGAUUUAAUAGAAUUGCUUUGCAGAUGUCCCUCCUGUGCUGCAGGUGUAUAUUUACACAUUAAUUGAGCAAAUGAAAUCUCUUUAAACUCUCUGGUCAGUUUAAGAGGAGAACAGUCCUUGAGAAGCUGUCUCACUUCUUAAUCCAUCAAAAUAUCAUAAACAUACGACAACCCAUCUAUAAUAGUUCACUCUGCGGAGACUUGUUUACUACAGUUCAAAAAAUAAGAUGGAGAAAAGUCAGUGAAGGAAUAAAAAUUGUCUUUGAAAUGACUAGUUGUGAGGCUUUACUUGGUCUCCAGGCAGUUAAGUCAUUUUUCAGCUGAGUUCUUGGAAGGAGAGCAAUUCAACAAUCAUCUACCAGGUUUUUGCAAAAAAACAAAAAGCAGUUUAUCUCUCAAUCUCCAUUUUAAUUCCAUGUUCUCUGCAAGCAAACAAAUGAACUUGGAAAGGUUUGAGUUUAAUUAUCCGUCUGUUUUUUUUUUGUUCUUUUUUUUUGCCUCUUGUUACCAUGACACACUUUUAGGAGUUAGUUACAUAGAGGGCAAUCCAUCCUCAUUAUUCACUUCCAUUUUUAAGCAGAUGUAACUAAAUUUCAAGGGCAGUGAAGAAUCAGUGCUUUGGCUUGUGCAGGUAUUUGAAAGCUGCUUAAAUUGUGCAGUUGGGUGUUCCCUAGAUUCUGAAAUAUUUGAACCUUUGUUAAAAUACAUGUCAGGGAAUCCAUGAAAUCAAAAUUGUGCCUGUGGCUAUGUGAUUAAAAGUUCAGCCCCCUCUUUUUUUUGUGAGGCAGGAGGAAAAAAAGGGGGCUUCAAUUGUAUACACUCACUAUUUUAUUUUAUUUUUGACUCACCCUGUAGAUGAUCCUGCAGUGAGUCCGAUGAAUUUGGAGCUUUUAAUGUCACUUUUUAAAGAACCCUCUCUUUUUUUGUAUUUAAAUAGAUGAGAUGCCCGAUAAAUUAUCAGCCACGGUUUAGUAGAUUGGAUGGAAAAGGAAAAUACAUGCUAAAAAUAGCUUGGUUUGUUUUCAAGCAUACGCAAAAACAAAAACGUUUCUAUCCCUGGAUACAAAGCCAAGAUAUAGUUGUAAAUGGGGGUGGGUGAGGGCACACUUCUUGCAACCAAUGUUUCUCAAUUGCUGAUGCACCAAUCUGGGUAAAUAUCUAUGCUUGAUUGUGGAAUUGAAUUGGGCGCUUUGUUCCUUUCUAUUCCAUUUGGCUGUGACUGCUCAGUUCCUUGAUGCAUUGCCAGAAAUGUUGCAUGUAACAUUAAAUAAAUGGGGCCAAUUUUCCCAUUUGGGAGCCAUUGGCCGUGUGGAACUUUUCCAAAGUGAGUUGAUUGAGACAGCUUUAUCACUGUGGACCGGCCUAGUUCCAUGCCUGUUUGUGAGUGAGUGCCGUAAGGCUCUGUCAGCACGGCCUGGUCCCUCGUUUUAGGACAAGAUAAUUCAGUGCUCCCCCUUUGAGUUACAGUGUUUGGUUCCUGCAGUUGAAGAAUGGAAGACAUCUGUAUUUUUCAAAGCUGGGGCAAUCUACCUUAGUGAAUAUCAAUAGAAGUUUCCCCCUGUGGCUUGAGGCACAUGUUAUUGGCCAACCGGUGGCAAAAUGAGUUGUA
Messenger RNA from Thamnophis elegans (Western terrestrial garter snake), 3180 nucleotides. RefSeq names its product alkaline ceramidase 2 (gene ACER2). The transcript is spliced from 6 exons. Gene Ontology annotation, biological process: ceramide metabolic process. Gene Ontology annotation, molecular function: hydrolase activity, acting on carbon-nitrogen (but not peptide) bonds, in linear amides. Gene Ontology annotation, cellular component: membrane. The coding region runs from base 323 to 1150 and encodes 275 amino acids. The record is from RefSeq and is a predicted model, not a curated record. Lineage: Eukaryota; Metazoa; Chordata; Lepidosauria; Squamata; Natricidae.